Homarus americanus (American lobster) is the source of this 993-nucleotide messenger RNA. Its product is annotated as SCAN domain-containing protein 3-like. The record is from RefSeq and is a predicted model, not a curated record. The coding region runs from base 1 to 993 and encodes 330 amino acids. NCBI's taxonomy places the organism in Eukaryota, Metazoa, Arthropoda, Malacostraca, Decapoda, Nephropidae. The transcript has a single exon.
AUGGAGAACAUUAUAUCUUGUGCUGCAGACGGUGCUCCAGUGAUGAUGGGCAAGAAAAAUGGAGUUUUAAAAUUAUUGAAAGACGACAAUCCCCAAAUGUUGUUAGUGCAUUGUGUUAUUCAUAGACAGAAUUUAGUUUCCAAAAAAGUUUCCCCUGUUCUAAACGAGACAUUGAAUGCAGUUAUAAAAUGCAUCAACACUAUAAAAGCUAAUGCCAAAUGUGAGCGUCUUUUCAAACAAUUUUGCAAGGAUCAAAAUGCAGACUAUGUAAGAUUAUUACUUCAUACUGAUGUAAGGUGGUUAUCAAAUGGGAAUUGCCUGAAAAGAUUCAUGGAAUUAUUUGAUAUUCUUAGUGAGUUCUUGGAUGACAAACCUUAUAUGACUCUGUUACUGACAGUUGAUGGUAAAGCACUUGUCAGUUAUUUAGCAGAUAUAUUUGAAAAACUCAAUGUCUUAAAUAAGGAGCUCCAAGGAACAAAUAUGACUCUUGUUAAUUCAAAGGCCAAGAUAUUUGGCUUUAUAUCAUUUCUGGAAUUAUCCCAAGAAAAUAUUUCUGUCCAAAAAUUUGAACAAUUUUAUUGGCUGAAUAAAUGUGAGGUAACAGAUGCUACUUGUCUUGUUAUUGUGGAGCACUUAAGAAUAAUGCUAGUGGAUCUGUCAGAUGUAACCAUGGAGUAUCAAGGAGAACUUUCAGAAUUACAAAAUGAUGACUCGAUUAAAGCCCUGUUCAAAAUAAAAGGAACAAUGAUGUGGCUCUGUGAAGAAACACAAGCUAAAUAUCCAAAUACAAGUAGUUUGGCAAGAAAACUACUGUUACCAUUCCCAUCGUCAUACUUAGUGGAAUGUGGAUUUAGUGCUGUGAAUGACUUAUUACUGAAGAAAAGAAACCGACUGGAUAUCACUAAACGAGGCGACUUGAGAUUGAAAUUAACAAAAUUUCUGCCUCGGAUAAAAUCUCUUUGCAGUAGACAUCAGGCUCAAGGGUCUCAUUAA